Molecule: messenger RNA, 540 nt
Organism: Momordica charantia (bitter melon)
Lineage: Eukaryota; Viridiplantae; Streptophyta; Magnoliopsida; Cucurbitales; Cucurbitaceae
Source: RefSeq, a predicted model, not a curated record
AUGGGGAAUUACAUCUCUUGUACACUUUCGACUCCAAUUGGAGGGAAAAGCUCGAGCUCGGCGACGACGGCGGUGCUUUUUCCGAGCGGCGAAAUUCGCCAAUUUCACGAGCCGCUCAAGGCGGCGGAGCUGAUGCUGGAGAUGCCCAAUUUCUUCGUCGUGAAUUCCCAGUCGCUGCGCGUUGGCCGGAGAUUCUCUGCUCUGGCGGCGGAUGAGGACCUCGAGAUGGCUAAUUUGUACCUCAUGUUUCCGAUGAAGAAGCUCAAUUCGGUGAUCUCGGUUGCCGACAUGGGGGCCAUGUUCCUCGCCGCCGAGCGGGUCUCCGCCCGGAAGAAGCCCCCGGUCGCCGUCGUCAUCGGCGGCGGAGGAGGAGGAGGAUCUGUUAAUGUCUCGGCAGAGGAAUCGGAAUCGGAAGGGAAGUUGAAAUUGGAUGAUGUGGAGGAAUUUUCUUCGCCGGAGAUGAAGCAUCGGAGGUCUAUGUGCAGGUCCAGGAAGCCGUUAUUGGAAACCAUUGUUGAAGAGCCCAUACUUUUGAGAUAA